This is a messenger RNA of Paramuricea clavata, 2308 nucleotides long. The record is from the annotation of a GenBank genome assembly. NCBI's taxonomy places the organism in Eukaryota, Metazoa, Cnidaria, Anthozoa, Malacalcyonacea, Plexauridae.
AUAUUUUUCAGGAACAAAUGCACAGCAAGAUUACAUGUCCAGCCAAAAUAACAGCUAUAGCCGUCUCCCCUAAUGGACUCUAUUGUGCAGUAGCUAGUUCUGAGACCAUUUAUAUCUGGCAGGUAAAUUAAAAUGAUUUGGGAUCCAAAGAUUCAAUUUUGGAACUCGGUGAUUCAAUCUUAGUAUACAAUGAUUAGGAAUCAAGAAUUCAGGGAGUGUAGUUAUUAACUGUUAUUGGACGAACCUAAAUACGAAUAUCCUCACGCAUCCGCACACCACUUUGCGCAUGUUCACUCUCCUCUUAGUGUACUUCACAACAUCACAUACCACCCAACGCAUCCUCACAUAACCUCACGCUUCCUCACACCAUCUCAUUCCACCUCAUCCUCACACCACUUCACGCAGCCUCUAAUGCCUCACGAAUGUGGGACAUCAAACCAUUGCCAGAGUGCUCAAACUGCAAGCAGUGAGCAUGCGCACAAUGCGUAAGUAGCAAUAGCUCAUCCUGUAGAGUGCUCAAUAUGACCUAAAGGCCAUAGAGCAAUAUCUAAUUACAGACGAUAGAGAACGAGGUUGAGCAUUGAGUGUGUGUAGGGGGGGGGGGGAAGCGCAGUAUGGAUUUAUCGUAAGGGGUAUGGCAAUUUUGUAUAGAGGGAAAGAUAGUCUGAACCAGUUAUGUCCAAUGCCAAUUUUUGGUAAACCCUUGUGCGAUUAAUAUAGUUAUAUGAUUACUUUACCCUAGAUUGGGACAGGAAACCAAUUAUGUACCUUAUCAAGACAUUUCCAACCAAUCACAUGUCUGAACUUUACAGAUGAUAGCUCAUAUCUUAUCUCAGGAGCUGAUGAUAGUCUAGUCUCAGUAUGGCCGUUGGUGAGGUACUGAAAAUCUCUCUUUGAAGUUGUAACGUUUGUAGCCAGAUUAAGAGGGUAACGUGCUGACUGAAGAUUCUUGCAACUCAACAUUUUGUUCACGUUUCAGAGUACUAUCACAUUCUCGUGGUUUCGAAGUCGAAAGUGUCACACCUAAAUACACGUGGUCAGAUCACGCACUACCAAUUACUUCAAUUCAUGUUGGUCGUGGCGGGAAAUAUGCCAGAGUUACGACUUCAUCGUUAGAUCUCACUUGUAAGGUAAAUGUCGGUGAUAUAUAUCAUGCACAUGAUGUGUUCAUCAUAUAGUGAUUUGAAAUACCGGAAAACGUCUAUAAAAACAAGGCGCCUGCUUUAGUGUUGAUAGCGUUUCGUGAUGUUUGCAAUAAUGUGGGUGCCAGAGGUUUCCAAGUUUUACAAGAUGUCUGACAAAGAAGGGAAAGACGAGAAAAUCCUAUGUAACUCUGAAAGCCUCUGAAACCCAUCGUAUAAUUGGUCUCCCAGACAAGAUAUUUACCUUAAAGUUUAAUAUAAUUUGACACUCUCUUCAAAAUUUGACAAAAAUUUUGGCCGGCUUUGAACGAAGGUUUAUUUUGCUGUAUCUUACGACAUGGACCUUCAACGUCGUUCACACAACCUUCGUAAUUAGAAAUCGUAUUUAUAGACGUCAGAUAUGUAGUUAUCCUUCGUACCUUGGCUGGCUAUUGUAGGAUAUCUGAUUUUUAUGAGGAUGCAUAUAUAUAACCUGGUAUAAUCGUUUAGAAAGACCACUUUUAGAAAUUGAAGUUGGAGGAUGAUAUUUUGUUUUUAGCUCUGGGAUCUUUCUACUGGUCACCUUUUACGUUCGUUUGUUUUUGAUGUCGCCAUUUUAUCUGUUGUCAUGGACGCAGCUGAAUACAGAUUGUUUGCUGGAGGUUUUGAUGGCAAAAUAUACGUCGUGCAUUUAUUCAAGCAGGUGAGAUACACAUACUAUAGACUUAAUCAGAUAAUAAUGACAUGUCCCACCAAUUCACUCAAAUCAAGUGCUUGGUUAUACCAUGUUAACAUUAUCAUGAAAGUGCUAACAAAUUCAGUUGAAUGUUAAUCUUAUCAUAUAGAGGGCAAAAUUACUCAAAUAUGAUUGGCCAUUUUUUCUUAAUUCAUUGCAAAAUUACUUGUACCUGAUUGGCUGAGACGCAAGCGCGGGAAGUUUCUUGUUUCAAAUAGCAAUAAAAACAAUGGCUUCUCGCUUUGUCGUCGCGGAUAAUAAUGUUAUUGAAGAAUUAAAAACUUCUAGUGAAAACUCGAAUACUAUAAAAAGUACAAUUUUAGGGGUUGGAGUAUUUAAGAAAUGCAUGGCCAGCAUUAAGGAACGUUGGCGAAGACAUGGAGACAUAAGAGAUUCAAGAACUUGACAAGUUCACAAUAACUUACGAAUAAAUUUUGCCCUCUCUGAUUAA